Messenger RNA from Psammomys obesus (fat sand rat), 222 nucleotides. Its product is annotated as beta-defensin 50-like. The record is from RefSeq and is a predicted model, not a curated record. NCBI's taxonomy places the organism in Eukaryota, Metazoa, Chordata, Mammalia, Rodentia, Muridae. The transcript has 2 exons. The coding region runs from base 1 to 222 and encodes 73 amino acids.
AUGAAGACUUUCUGGACUCUGCUGCUGAAAUUCGGCCUCCUCUCCCUGAUGGUCAUAGGUGCUGGCCGUCAACCUAAUACACCCCAUGUCAGAUUCAAAUGUAUACCGAAAUUAGGAAUCAUUUUCAGUGAUAACUGUCCUUUCUAUGGCAACAUGGAUGGCAACUGUAAUAACAGGAACUCUGUAUGCUGCAUGGUACCUGUGAGACUGACUAAUAUAUAA